Molecule: messenger RNA, 882 nt
Organism: Triticum turgidum subsp. durum (durum wheat)
Lineage: Eukaryota; Viridiplantae; Streptophyta; Magnoliopsida; Poales; Poaceae
Source: the annotation of a GenBank genome assembly
AUGGGAGAGGGAGACCACGAGGCGCACGGGGACGACAUGGAGAGGAAGGCGGACAAGAAGCUCUCCGGCUGGGGGCUCUUCGGCUCCCAGUACGACGCCGCCGCCGAUCUCUACUACGGGGCCGCAACCUUCUUCAAGCUCGCAAAGAGCUGGAGCAGAGCCGCAUCCGUGUACACCAAGAUCGCCAACUGCCAUCUGAAGCUCGAUAGCAAGGACGAAGCCGCCUCGGCCUAUGCGGACGCCGCAAACUGCUACAAGAAGUUCUCGCCCCAUGAAGCCGCGCGAGCGCUGGACCAGGCCGUCGUUCUCUUCCUGGAAGUCCGCAGGCUGGCCAUGGCCGCAAGAUACUGCAGGGACGCUGGUGUGAUAUAUCAGCAAGAAAAGGAUCUGGCGAUGGCUUCAGAUUACCUAGAGAGGGCCGCCGAUCUGUUCGACGACGAGGGGCAGACGUGUCAGUCGAACGCCAUCAAGCAUGAAAUCGCGGAGAUCGCCGCGAAGCUGGGGCGGUACCCGAAGGCAGCCGAGAUUUUUGAAGAGAUUGCUCGUCAAUCAAUCAAGAGCAAGCUGCUGAAGUAUAGCGUGAGAGCCGUCCUCCUCAAUGCAGGCAUCUGCCAGCUAUGCAUAGCCGAUGGUGUCGCUAUGCAAAAGUCGUUUGCGCGGUACCAGGAAAUCGAUCCGACUUUCUGGGGAACUCGUGAACACAAACUUUUAGCUGAUCUUGCUGCAUCAAUGGACUACGGAGAUGUCGCCAGAUUUACCGAUGCCGUCAGGGAAUUCGACGUCGUGACACGUGUGGAUCCUUGGAGAACGAUACUGCUGCUGAGGGCAAAGGAUGAGCUGGAGAAACAGGAGAAUGACGACGAUGAGGAUGAUCUAACCUAA